CAAUUAUUAUAACCUAAAAAUAAUAUGUAGUUUAUUAUAACAAAAAAGCAAACUUUAUAUUAAAAUAAAACUGUAAACAUGGUCUCUAUUGAUACGAGUAAAGUGGAACUUCCAGGACAUCCAGGGUUUAUAAGAACAAUUCAAGAUGGUGAAGAAGUUGAAGAUUUUUCAGAGGAAUCAGAUCCAGAAGAAGAUUUCCAACCUACAAAACAUAAAAUAAAGAGGAAAGCAGAUUUUGAUCCAAAUUUCCAAUUUGUUGCAUCUGUUGAUGAGCUUAACAAGAAUCCCUGGGAUGACUUAAGUAAAUACAUUAAAAGAAAUGUAAAAUACACAUUAGAUGAGAAGAUAGCAAAGCGUCGUGCCGAGGUACAGGUGGACGGAAAGGUUGAUGUUGACACUGACUCCGAAGCUGAAGCUAAAGAUGGAGAUGUUGAUGAAAUUGAAUUAUCAGAAGAUGAGUUGAAGAAGGAUGAGAUAAAAACCAAACAAAAAAAGCUAACAAAGAAACAAAAAUUAAAAGAAGAAUUGAAAGAAGAGGAUGGCACCCGCAUAGAAUAUGACUCCGACUUCUUCGAGGAGCCUCCACCUUAUGAUGAGCGGGCAUCAUUCUACAUGAUGAACUUGUCGAGACCACUGCUAAAGGCCAUUAACACACUCAACUAUGUCCACCCAACACCGAUACAGGCAGCCACUAUACCUAUCGCAUUGUUAGGCAAGGACAUCUGCGCGUGCGCGGCCACGGGUACGGGCAAGACGGCGGCGUACAUGCUGCCCAUACUGGAGCGACUGCAGUUCAAGACCGUGUCUGAUCGCGUCACGCGCGUACUUGUGCUAGUGCCCACGCGCGAGCUUGGCGCUCAGGUGCACACAGUGACACGGCAGCUAUCCCAAUACACUUCCGUGACGGUCGGCCUGUCCGUCGGAGGUCUGGAUGUCAAAUACCAGGAGAGCGUGCUGCGCAAGAACCCGGACAUCGUGAUCGCGACGCCGGGCCGGCUGAUCGACCACAUCCGCAACACGCCGUCCUUCGGCCUGCAUUGCAUAGAGGUGCUGGUGCUGGACGAGGCCGACAGGAUGCUCGACGAAUAUUUCGCGGAGCAGAUGAAGGAGAUCAUCCGGCAGUGCUCGGCGAAGCGGCAGACGAUGCUGUUCUCCGCGACCAUGAGCGAGGAGGUCAAGGACCUCGCCGCCGUGUCCCUCAACAAGCCCGUUAAGCUGUUCCUGGACUCGAACAAGGACGUCGCGUUCAAUCUGCGUCAGGAGUUUAUCAGGAUCCGUGCGGACCGCGAGUCGGACCGUGAGGCGUUACUAGCGGCGCUGGUGUGCCGCACGUUCCGCGAGCGCUGCGUCGUGUUCGUGCAGACCAAGCGCCAGGCGCACCGCCUGCACGUCGCGCUCGGCCUACUCGGCGUCAAGGUGGCGGAACUCCACGGCGCUCUCAACCAGCCGCAGCGCCUGGACUCGCUGAAGCGGUUCCGAGAAGAGGUGGUGGACGUGCUGGUGGCGACGGACGUGGCGGCGCGCGGCCUUGACAUACCCGGCGUGCGCACCGUCAUCAACUUCACCCUGCCCGCCACUAUCGAGCAUUAUAUACACAGGGUGGGUCGAACAGCGCGUGCGGGGCGCGCGGGGGUGUCGGUAUCGCUGGCGGGGGAGGGGGAGCGGGCGCUCGUCAAGACGAUCGUGCGUCGCGCGCGACAACCCGUCAAGUCGCGCAUCGUGCCACGCGACAUCGUCGACAAGUACCGCGCGCGACUCGCUGCGCUGGAGUCUGAUAUUGCCGCUAUUUUAGAUGAAGAGUAUGCUGACAAACAGCUAAAGAAAAUGGAGAAACAGACAGAAAAGCUGGAGGGUACCAUAAAGAAGGAAGAAAAUACAGUAGGUCCCAAAUACGAGGUGCAGCGGCAGAGAGACUGGUUCCAGACUCCAAAACAGAAGAGAGAAGAGAAGGAAAGACUUGCGCUCACGCAGCACCCUGGAAAAGCGGGAAAAUCACAGUCAGAAAAGAAGGGUAAGAAGCGCAAAAACGAAGACGAUGACUCCGAUGACGAUAACAAGAAGAAGAAGAAGAAAACUAAACACGCGCCCAAAGACACGCCCGAGGAGAGAGUGCGCCGCGAAAUGGAAAAGGUGGCAUUGCUGCAAUCAAGAGUGGCGAAGCGAAACAAGAAGCAGCGUAGAAUACGGGCCGUAGAAGAAGACGACGAGGAUAGACCUGCCAGGAAGAAGAACAAAGCCGCUGGCAAACGAAAACAGUCUAACUUCGCUAACGACCUCACAGACACAUCCAAGAACGCCACAAAACGCCUCCGUUACGACGCCAAUCGCGUUCAAAAAGGCAAACCUGUCCAUGGCAGAGGAGCGCAGGGUAAAGGAAAGUUCAAUAAAAAUAAGGGAAAAACAUUCGGUAAACCUCAAGCCCCGAAGAAUGGUCGGAAAAAGAAUAAAUAAAUUGAUUUUAUAGUU
Messenger RNA from Aricia agestis (brown argus), 2466 nucleotides. RefSeq names its product probable ATP-dependent RNA helicase DDX27 (gene Rs1). NCBI's taxonomy places the organism in Eukaryota, Metazoa, Arthropoda, Insecta, Lepidoptera, Lycaenidae. Bases 79 to 2451 code for a protein of 790 amino acids. Gene Ontology annotation, molecular function: nucleic acid binding; RNA helicase activity; ATP binding. The transcript has 15 exons. The record is from RefSeq and is a predicted model, not a curated record.